Messenger RNA from Paramecium tetraurelia, 774 nucleotides. RefSeq lists its product as uncharacterized. The record is from RefSeq and is a predicted model, not a curated record. The transcript has a single exon. NCBI's taxonomy places the organism in Eukaryota, Ciliophora, Oligohymenophorea, Peniculida, Parameciidae.
AUGAAUUUAAAGACAUAGGAAUUUAAAAUGCUGAAGGAUAUUGAACAUGAAAAGCUUCAACAUCUACAAUUAUAAAUAGAAUUUGAAAAAUUGACAAAUGAGUAUAAAGAUAGAGAAACUAAAAUGCUGAAGGAAAUUGAAUAAGGAAAAUUACAAUAUGCUGAAUUAUAAAAAGAAAAUGAAAGAUUAAUAAGUGAAUUCAAAGAUAAAGAAACUAAAUUGCUGUAGGACAUAGAAAAUUAAAAAUAAUAGAAUUAAUAACUUAUAUUAGGUAAAGAUAUGUAAGGAAAUGAAUUGUUGUAAAUAUAACAAAAGCUAAACCUUGAAAUUGAUAAUUUAAAAUAGUAAAUUUAAAAUUUAAAUGAUUAACUUAAACUACAAUAAUAAUAAUUUGAUGAGAAAGAGAAAUAAAAAAAUAAAGAAAUAGAAGAACUCAAAUUAUUACAUGUUCAAUUGGAAAAAUAAAAUGAGAAUUUAACAAUUGAAUUUAAAGAUAAAGAAUCCAAAUUGAUUUUAGAAAUAGAACAUGAAAAAUUACAUCAUUUAAAAUUAAAAAAAGAAAAUGAGACUUUAUCAAAUGAAUUUAGAGAUAAAGAAACUAAAAUGUUGUAGGAAAUUGAAUAAGGAAAAUUACAACAUGUGGAAUUAUUAAAAGAAAAUGAAAAAUUAACAAAUGAGUUUAAGGAAAGAGAAAAUAAAACGUUAAAGGAUAUUGAACAUGAAAAGCUUCAACAUCUAAAAUUAUAAAAAGAAUAUGAAAAAUUAAAAUAAUGA